Messenger RNA from Punica granatum (pomegranate), 4635 nucleotides. NCBI's taxonomy places the organism in Eukaryota, Viridiplantae, Streptophyta, Magnoliopsida, Myrtales, Lythraceae. The record is from RefSeq and is a predicted model, not a curated record.
CCUUCUCUUUCACCAACCAACCAAACAACACAUUUCUCGAUUUCCCCUUUUUUGCUUCUUCCCCAUUUCCAUUCCGCCUUUUCGUCGGGGAAAAAGGAAUAACAUUUAUUAUUUAUUAUAUAUAUUUUUAUAUUUAUUAUCAAAAUUUGAGAAUUUGGAAUGGGAUUGAAUUCGUAAAAUUGAGAAUAACUCAAUCGGCAGGCAGCGGCAGCAGCAGCAGCAGCGGCAGCGGCAGCUGAAGAGGAAAAGAAAAAAAGAAAAAACAGACGCAGAGCAAGAAAAAUCACACCCCUCUCUCUCUCUCUCUCGCUCUCUCUCUCCAGUGGAAUAAUAUAAGAUAAAGAAGACGAAUAGCCCAGAGGAGGAGGAGGAGAAGCAGCAGAAGAGCCAGAGAGUCAUGGUGUCGACAAGACGCAGUGGAUCUCUCUCUGGCAACACUAAUAACGGCAAGAGAUCUUCUUCAUCGGACGACAAGUCCCCUUCCCCCAAACGACCCAAGGAAGAUAAUGGCGGUGCAUCGGAGAGACCGAUGCCGGCAGCCGAGAAUUCCAAGGAACUGUGCUCGCCGCUGGCCGCCGAGGAUGCCGCCGUCGCUGGAGACGAUGGUGCCAGCACCGCCAAGGGAGAACUGACUCCGGCGGUGGCCGUAGCUCCCCCAGUCGCUGAGGGGACUUCGCCGGCAGCGGUGGAUAAUAAGCAAAGGAGUUCCCCUUCUUCUUGGAGUAUUUACCAGAAACAGAGCCCAAGUUUUGAAUCUCCAUGGUGUAGACUCUUAUCACAAUAUGGCCAGAAUCCCAAUGUCCCCAUCAAUUUCGCUACUUUUACUAUUGGUUCGGGCAGACACUGUAACUUUCCCCUUAAGGAUCAUACAAUAAGUGGGGUUCUAUGCAAGAUCAAGCACACACAGCGAGAAGGUAGUGUUGUAGCUGUUCUAGAAAGCACAGGAGGCAAGGGUUCAGUUCAAGUAAAUGGAACGCCUGUAAAGAAGAGUACCAACCGCGUGCUUAAGUCGGGCGAUGAGCUUGUGUUUGGCCUUCUGGGAAACCAUGCUUACAUAUUCCAGCAAGUCGUCUCAGAUGUUACUGUUAAAGGUGCAGAGAGUCAGAGCAAUAUGGGGAAGUUUUUCCCAUUACAGAGAAGGGCCGGAGAUCCUUCUGCUGUAGCUGGUGCUUCCAUAUUGGCUUCACUUUCAAGCCUCAGGCAAGAUAUUUCACGGUGGAAGUACCAGACGUCCAGUAAAAUCUAUCAGGGACCAGAAGCCCCUGCCCAUUCUGCUGUUCAUGAGGGCACGGACAUGGAGCUUGAUGGCCCAGAAGGCACCUCAACUCCAAAUCCAGCCAGUGAGAAAGCUGUUGAGAGUGGAGCCAUCGGCAAGGGUCUUCCUCAUGACUCCAACAACCAGGACUCUGGCAUAGAAGCAGGCAAUGUAAAAAUCUCUGGGGUGAAUCAUUUGAUAAGGCCUUCCUUGAGGGUGUUUGCUCAGUCAACUAGUUGUAAACUGAAAUUGAGCAAAAGUAUGUUUAAACAGGUAUUGGAAGAGGUAAAUGAGUGGACCCGGGAUUCUCAGGCAGCUUCAACAUCAGGUGCCUCGCUGCGCUCUACUGUGUUCAAACAAGAGAUUCAAGCAGGAAUUCUUGAUGGCAGAGACAUAGAAGUUUCUUUUGAUAACUUUCCAUAUUAUUUGAGCGAAAACACAAAAAAUGUUUUGAUUGCUGCUUCAUUUAUACACUUGAAGCAUGGAGAACAUGCUAAGUAUACUUCGGACCUCACUACUGUAAACCCCAGGAUUUUGCUAUCGGGUCCUGCAGGCUCGGAGAUAUACCAGGAGAUGUUGGCAAAAGCACUUGCUAAUUACUUCGGCACCAGAUUGCUCAUAUUUGACAGUCACUCGUUUCUGGGUGGUUUAUCUUCAAAGGAAGCGGAGUUAUUGAAGGAAGGAUUUGGUUCUGAGAAAUAUUGCAGCUGUAAUAAACAGGCUGAAAAUGUUAAGACCACAACUCCUUUAUCUGGUGAAGGAGACACCCCUAGCACAUCAAAUGGUCCUCCUCCUGUUGUUCCCGAAUCAUCACAAAAUGAUGCUGAGAAUAUAGCCUCUUGUUCCGGGGCGUCUAAGAAUCAUUUGUUUAAGCUGGGCGACAGAGUGAGGUUUACUGGCUCUGCUUCUGGUGCCUUGUACCCGACAACACCCCCUUUGAGGGGCCCGGCUACUGGAAAAUGUGGAAAGGUUGUAUUACUCUUUGAAGAUAAUCCUUUGUCCAAAAUUGGUGUGAGAUUUGAUAAAUCUGUACCUGAAGGUGUUGACCUUGGGGGCUUCUGUGAGGGAGGUCAUGGAUUCUUCUGCAGUGCAAGUGAUCUUCGUCUAGAGGGCUCUGGCGGUGAAGAUUUGGACAAGUUACUAAUCAACACAUUGUUUGAGGCUGUUGUCAGUGAGAGCAGGAAUUCUCCUUUCAUUUUGUUCGUGAAAGAUGCUGAGAAGUCUAUAGCAGGAAAUUCAGAUGCAUUCCCAGCAUUUAAGAGCAAAAUUGAAAAACUUCCUGACAAUGUAGUCGUAAUUGGUUCUCACACUCAUACUGACAGCCGUAAAGAGAAGUCCCAUCCUGGUGGUCUUCUUUUUACGAAGUUCGGGGGUAACCAGACCGCACUUCUUGAUUUGGCUUUUCCCGAUAGUUUUGGAAGACUCCAUGACAGAGGAAAAGAAGUUCCAAAGGUCACCAAACUCCUGACUAAGCUUUUCCCCAACAAAGUAACUAUACACAUGCCACAGGAUGAGGUACUUCUUGCUUCUUGGAAGCAUCAAUUGGAUCGAGAUUCUGAAACCCUUAAGAUCAAAGGAAACUUGAAUCAUCUGAGGACUGUUUUGAAUCGAAAUGGAAUGGACUGUGAAGGUCUCGAGACAUUAUACAUCAAGGAUCAAACACUAACUAAUGAAAGUGCAGAAAAGGUUGUUGGAUGGGCUUUGAGCCAUCAUUUGAUGCAGAAUCCUGAGAGUAACACCGACUCGAGGCUUGUUUUGUCCUGCGAGAGCAUUCAGUAUGGAAUCGGACUCUUACAGGCUAUCCAGAAUGAAUCUAAGAGUUCAAAGAAGUCGCUCAAGGAUGUUGUAACAGAAAAUGAAUUUGAGAAAAGGCUCCUUGCCGAUGUUAUUCCACCUAGUGAUAUUGGCGUUACAUUCGAUGAUAUUGGAGCUCUUGAAAAUGUCAAGGAUACACUGAAGGAGCUUGUCAUGCUUCCGCUGCAGAGGCCGGAACUGUUCUGCAAAGGGCAUUUGACCAAGCCAUGCAAGGGCAUUCUCUUAUUUGGUCCUCCAGGAACUGGAAAGACGAUGCUUGCAAAAGCUGUGGCCACUGAAGCUGGUGCAAAUUUCAUUAACAUUUCGAUGUCAAGCAUUACAUCGAAGUGGUUUGGUGAGGGUGAGAAGUAUGUAAAAGCUGUUUUCUCACUUGCCAGCAAGAUUGCUCCUAGUGUUGUAUUUGUUGAUGAAGUUGAUAGCAUGCUGGGCCGAAGGGAAAACCCAGGAGAGCAUGAGGCUAUGCGAAAGAUGAAAAACGAAUUUAUGGUGAAUUGGGAUGGGCUUCGGACUAAAGACACAGAGAGAGUCUUGGUUCUUGCAGCCACGAAUAGGCCUUUUGACCUUGACGAGGCUGUCAUUCGAAGGCUUCCUCGCAGAUUGAUGGUAAAUCUGCCUGAUGCUGCUAAUAGAGCGAAAAUAUUGAAGGUUAUACUGGCAAAGGAGGACUUGUCUGCUGAUGUCGAUUUUGAUGCGAUUGCAAGCAUGACGGAUGGAUACUCAGGAAGCGACCUCAAGAACCUAUGUGUGACUGCUGCACACCUUCCAAUUAAAGAGAUCUUGGAGAAGGAGAAAAAGGAGAGGGCUACAGCCCUGGCAGAAGGCAAGCCACCUCCAGCUUUGAGGGGCAGUGAUGAUAUCCGGCCUCUUCGUAUGGAGGACUUCAAGCUUGCUCAUGAACGGGUGUGCGCGAGUGUCUCAUCAGAGUCAGUAAACAUGACCGAGCUGUUGCAGUGGAAUGAACUCUAUGGUGAAGGGGGGUCGAGAAGGAAGAAGCCCCUCAGCUACUUCAUGUGAAUGUGCAGCGUGUCGGUUUAAGCUUCUCUGUUAUGGCCAUUCACUGAAAGAGCCAGUGCAGCGCAAGUAAAAUGAGUUUGCUCUGGUGGGUUGCUAGGAUCUUUGGAGCCCAUUUUGUUUGAGGUGGAAGUAUAGGUUUUCUCUUUCGUUUUGUUAUUUUGUUUUUGUUUUUGUUAUUUUUAUUUUUUUUCCUUUUUCCUCCUCCAUUGUGUUUGGUAAUGUUUCUGUCAAGUUUUGGCUUUUGGUCUUUGGUAUAAGCAAAGGGUGCAGAAGAAGUCGUACACAUAGUUUCCCCAUAGCUUCUGUCUUUAGUUCAACUGUAUGUGCAAAUUGAAUUCAUAGUUUUAGCAUAAGCUGUCAGCUCCUAUCAUCAAAAUUAAUGAGGAUGAAGAGAUUUACUUUCGCACUCGCAUGUAUCGGAUGUAUGGCUGAAAUUUUCAGUUGCCGCAUCAGCAAGAAUUCUUUGUAUACGGGGCUUCAUUGAGCUGCGCGCCUGUGGAUUUGGAAGAUGCCUUGUACCAUUUUUAUGAUAGAGAACAGCCAUAUAACUC